AUGAAAGAGGCGGGCCGGUUGAUUGCUUCCAAGAUCGAGUUGUUCAAGAAAUUAACUCAUACCCGCCAGAUUGCCUGCAUUCUUGUUGCGUGCAUGCCGGUGACAUCCGUUGAGUGCGUGCGAAAGUCAAUUUCAGCCAGAAAAGUUGGUGUUGGUUUUCCGCGCAUAUUGCACGGCAUGUCUAGGCCGAGCAAGUCAACUGCCGGUCUUCAUCAAGCCACACGAGCUUUUUUUGACAUUCAACAGACCUCCAACACUUCCUAUCGCUUCUUCCUCUUCUUCAGAGGUCGAUGCAUGGCAUGCAUCGGUAACCGCAACAACGGACAGCAAACAAUGUACUGGGACCGCGUCGCCCCUGGGAAAAUGCAACAGAGUACUGUGGACUAUCCCCUGAUUGGCGUCUCACUUUCUGCGCCGGUCCCAGCUGGCUCUUCAUCUGAGGCAGGAAAUAGCGGCCCACAUCUACAGCUAGCUCUCUUGACUUCGGACGAACUCGCCCGCCCUGCUUCAGCGCUCACGGACAAGCUCGCAAAGCUUGGCACCCCUGGACAGGCACUACCACACAACAUAGCACUGCCAUACUCGGAAUCCUCAAAACAAAGCCUUCGCCUGGCUCUCAACGAGCAUCGCUACGCCAAGCAUAUGCUUCAUAUUCAGCCCUUUGUGCUUGGCGACCAAUACGCUUUUGUCAUUCCCUCCGAUCGCACAGGGGAGAUCCUUGGGGACCUGGAGCGACCUGACGUCGCUCACGUCGGUUUGGUAACAGUUCGAAAGCAUCGACAAGAUCAGAUCGUUUUCAAUGGCUUUUUGCGCUUGGACGGGGUUGAAAAUCGCAACUUCCUCCAUCAAAGUAUUCUAGGUGCAGACGGCUUUCCAAAUGGCGUUCCCAUUUCGCGCAGCCUCCAUUCGCUCCUUCAUGGCGUCUGA
Pseudozyma hubeiensis SY62 is the source of this 927-nucleotide messenger RNA. RefSeq lists its product as hypothetical. The transcript is spliced from 2 exons. The coding region runs from base 1 to 927 and encodes 308 amino acids. The record is from RefSeq and is a predicted model, not a curated record. NCBI's taxonomy places the organism in Eukaryota, Fungi, Basidiomycota, Ustilaginomycetes, Ustilaginales, Ustilaginaceae.